GCACCAUAAACACUUGAUGCCAACCGCCGUUAAACCCCACAGAAGAAGUCUGCAGGUUUUAGCCACAGUAAAGAGGUGUCUCGCUUUCGGGCUAAAAGUUUCUCUAACGUUAGUUAUAAAGCUAGCUAGAACAACUUGUCAACAUGUUUCGAAGAAAACUGACAGCUUUGGAUUACCAUAAUCCCUCUGGGUUUGACUGUAAAGAUGAGACAGAGUUCAGGAAUUUCAUUGUGUGGCUGGAGGACCAGAAAAUCAGACACUACAAAAUUGAAGAACGGGGCAACCUGAGGAAUAUCCCCAGCUCGGGAUGGCCCAAGUCCUUUGAGCAGUAUCUUCAAGAUGUGAAUUGCCCAUUCACUGUCGAAGAGAGACAGGAGUCAGUGGACUGGUUGCUGGGUCUAGCCGUUCGGUUGGAAUAUGGCGACAAUGGCUCCCCAGUUGAGAAGUACAAGAAUUGCCCGCUAGCCACAGCCACCGAGGCGGCGAAACCCUCGGAUCCCCUCAUCCAUCUGGACAGCAGCAACCCAGACUUUAAGGCUGGUGUCUUAGGCCUGGCUAGCCUGCUGAAGAUCCAGCGUCACGACGACUACCUGGUCAUGCUGAAGGCUAUAAGGAUCCUUAUCCAAGAGAGGCUGACUCCAGAAGCCAUAGCCAAGGCCAGCCAGUCGAAAGAGGGUCUCCCUGUGGCCUUGGACAAGCACAUCCUCGGCUUUGAUACCGGAGACGCCACCCUGAACGAAGCGGCUCAGAUCCUACGUCUGCUCCACAUCGAGGAGCUACGUGACCUGCAGACCCGGAUCAAUGAGGCCAUCGUAGCCGUCCAGGCCGUAAUUGCAGACCCGAAGACAGACCACCGCCUGGGCAAGGUCGGCAGAUGACCUGUCUUGCCUGACCCCUUGACCUCUGCCUUUAACCCCCAACAUACAGUCUGUGAAAAAGAAGUACCACACAAACUAUACAUGGAUAUUGGUCCAAGACCUUGUCCUUAUUUUAUUUUAGUCCAACAACUAGGACUAAUCCUUUGAGGUUUGUUUUUUUUAAGGAUUUGGGACAGUUGGAAUGAAAUGGACUAGUUUUUUUUGUUUUUGAGAAAGAAAUGCAUUUGUCGCAUGAGUGUUGGAAUGAGAAUGUAUGAAAUACAUUGGGGGGGAAGAAACUUUGGUUUGUGUUCAUAAGAAAUUGGAAGUGCUAUCAGAUUCUGUGCUGAAAUUACCCUUGGAGUUGGAGAUGGAAUCAGCGAUAAAAGUCAGGAAUUACAUCUUAGGAAAGAUAAAGGAUUAAAAAACUGUAAGAACAAAUAUUUGGCGACAAUGUGGUGAAAUACAAAAUGAUUAGUGCACAGAAUACCCAAAUACUGCAUUGCUGUGUGUUCAUUCAAUACACAUGGAUAGAUAUAACUGGACCUGUGGCUCAAAGAUCUAGUUUUAUUUUAUUUUUUAUAGAAAGCCAAAGUAUGAAAAUGAGGUAAACAAAUUUACAAAACUUUUUUUGCGGGGGAGGGAAGUCACAGUUGACGUUUGGAAAUUUACUUUGGUGGUUGGUGAAAUCCUUGCUUUGUCGCAGGUGUCCUUCAUUCAACGCCUCUGUAGAAGUCUAUGACAGAAGGGUUCUCAUAGCGGAAUGCACUACAAGACUCGUCCGAAAUAGCACCAUAAAACGAUCCCCUAUCAUUAGUCUCCCUGCAUCAGAUAACUACAUUAAGUCACAUGACAGUGAACAUCCUUGACAACUACACCACACUCGGCUAUCAUCAGUCACAGAACAAACAAUACUUUCCAAACCUGUUAUUUUUGACAUCCGUAAAUACCAGGGGAGAAUGACUGCCCCCUCUCAUUGAAGCCACUGAAGUUCAAGGCCAACUGCGGAACUGCAGGAUCCCUAUUAUUGUGAAUGAAAAUCUUUGUGGUCAAUCAGUGUAAAAAAAUCCCCCCCAAAAAAUCAAGGACAAUUAUGAUAAGAAUAAUUUAAGCUAGUACACCAGCAGUAUGUCCUUGAAUCGAUUAUCAAAAAAAUGCGCAUACAGAGGAUCAUUUAGUUGCUAAUGGCAGCCUGCAGUACCCCGGGUCAGCUUUCAACUUGAGUUACUCAAUGAGAUGGGGCAACACAGCUAGCCUGCAACCUAAUUUCCUGGAGUUGCUCAAACUGCGCAUGUCUCCAUGAGACACCGUCUUUGAUGUUGCGGCGAAGACCGGUCACAUUUCGUCACCUGGGCCUUUAGUACAGUGAUUUGGCAGCAGUUGCCUUCUACUUGAGGAACUUGCUAGUUGACAGGUUCUAUGCUAAGGCUCUUUGUACAGCCUCGGUCAUUUGGCGUCUUUUUGUUUGUUGAAGGUGUCCGCUCCGAUACGUAACAUCAAAAUGAUGUCCCCCAGUACAGUGCAUUCAGAAAGUAUUCCUACCCCUUGACUUUUUCCACAUUGUAUUAUGUUACAACCUUGUUCUAAAAUGGAUUAAGUAAUGUUUUCCCCCUCAUAAAUCUACACAACACCCCAUAAUGGCAAAGCAAAUACAGGUUUUUAGAAAUGUUUGCACAAAACUGGAAUAUUACAUUUACAUCAGUAUUCAGACCUUUUACUCAGUACUUUUUUGAAGCACCUUUGGCAGUGAUUACAGCCUUGGGUAUGACGCUACAAGCUUGGCACACCUGUAUUUGGGGAGUCUCCCAUUCUCUGCAGAUCCUCUCAAGCUCUGUCAGGUUGGAUGGGGAGCAUUGCUGCACAGCUAUGUUCCGGUCUCUCCAGAGAUGUUCCAUCGGGUUCAAGUCUGUGCUCUGGCUGUGCCACUCAAGGACAUUCAGAGAGACUUAUCCCGAAGCCACUCCUGCGUUGUCCUGUUGGAAUGUAAAACCUUCGCCCACACAAUCCUGUCUCGGAUUUCUGCAGACAAUUCCUUUGACCUCAUGGCUUGGUUUUUGCUCUGACAUGCACUGUCAACUGUGGGACCUUUUUAUAGACAGGUGUGUGCCUUUCCAAAUCAUGUCCAAUCAAUUGAAUUUACCACAGGUGGACUCCAAUCAUGUUGUAGAAACAUCACAAGGGUGAUCAAUGGAAAUGUGAUGCACCUGAGCUCAAUUUCCAGUCUCAUAGCAAAGGAUCUGAAUACUUAUGUAAAUAAGGUAUUGUUUGUUUUUGUUUUUUCAAAUGUUUCUAAACCUGUUUUCGCUUUGUCAUUGAGGUAUUGUCUGUAGAUUGAGAAUUUUUAAAAUCAAUUUUAGAAUAAGGGGAAGGGGUCUGAAUACUUUCCGAAUGCACUGUAUUGAGGCUCCCUGUUUUCGCACAAGCUAAAUCUGCAAAGGAAAAUUGCGUUUCAGGCUACACGAACUGCUUCUAUCCUACAUGACCCGCAAAAGGCAUAAGUGUUGUGGAAAUUCAGUACUGAGAGAGACUUGGUCUUGGUCAUUUCUUCAAACAAUCUUUAUUUAAUAUCAAUUAAUUAUUACAAUAAUGAGACCGUUAGGCUGAGAGUCUAGCCUUUUAUAGAAGAUGCAGUUUUUAUAUAGCUGAUAGCAAGAUUGCGUAGUCAGUCACUUCUAACCUUCCCAUAAGCCACCGUGGUUAUCUACACAGGAUGGUCUGUUACUUAGUUUCCCAGAUGCCAGGAAGAUGAGACGAUGCGGCAUUGUUCUUAACUCUUCCAGGCUCUCUCUAUCUCGAGUCACACACACACACACCACAUCUAUAAAAUGCUAGCUUUUAGGUUUUUAUCACCAACACAUCAAUUGUCAGCUUCAAGCUAUCUCUAGUAGAACCCAUGUCCUCAACAGCAGGUGCUAGAGUGGAGACCAUAAACCACAGCAUUAGCAGGACAGAAAUAUCUUAAUGUUCGUUAAGUAAAUAAUUGUCACAUAGCCAACAAAUAAGGUGAAUACGGGGCGGCAGGGUAGCCUAGUGGUUAGAGCGUUGGACUAGUAACCGAAAGGUUGCAAGUUCGAAUCCCCGAGCUGACAAGGUACAAAUCUGUCGUUCUGCCCCUGAACAGGCAGUUAACCCACUAGGCCGUCAUUGAAAAUAAUAAUUUGUUCUUAACUGAUUUGCCUAGUAAAAUAAUAAAGGUGAAUACAUAAUUUCUCUCUCACAUAAGCCAUACAGUCCAAUUCAAGUUGGAGAGUUCAUCUGAUUUAUUUCCACCAAAACCACUGGCGACAGUGGAUACACACACCACAUCUAUAAAAUGAUAGGUUAAGGGUAAUAUUGACGGCAUUCCAGAUUGGCUUUUUCAGCAGGCACGCUGAACAGACGUCUAAGGAGGUGUCUUGUUACCACUUCAUAUAGCAAACUUCAAAGAGACAUCAGAGACUGUAACGUUCUUUGCUUUACGGAAACAUGGCUCACUCGAGACACACUAUCGGAGUCGGUACAGCCAGCUGGUUUCUUCACGCAUCGCCCCGACAGAAACAAGCAUCUUUCUGGGAAGAAGAGGGUUAUGCCUUAUGAUUAACGAGACGUGGUGUGAUCAUAACAACAUACAGGAACUCAAGUCCUUCUGUUCACCUGACUUAGAAUUCCUCACAAUCAAAUGUCGACCGCAUUAUCUACCAAGAGAAUUCUCUUCGAUUAUAUUCCCCGCCAAGCAGACACAUCGAUGGCCCUGAACGAACUUUAUUUGACAAUGUAAACUGAAAACCACAUAUCCUGAGGCUGCAUUCAUUGUAGCUUGGGAUUUUAACAAGGCUAAUCUGAAAACAAGACUACCGAAAUUCUAUCAGCAUAUCGAUUGUGCAACCAGGACCGGUAAAACCCUGGAUCAUUAUUGUUAUUCUAACUUCCGCCCUCCUUUCGGAAAAGCUGACCACAUCAAUUUUCAAUUAUUAAAGUGGCUGGAGUUGAGUCAGUAGGCAGGCAGCAGCCACUCAAUGUUAGUGGUGGCUGUUUAACAGUCUGAUGGCCUUGAGAUUGAAAAACUGCUUCGGUCUCUCGGUCCCUGCUUUGAUGUACCUGUACUGACCUCACCUUCUGGAUGCUAGCGAUUAUAGCCACUUUAAACAAUGCCACUUAAUAUAAUGUUUACAUACCCUCUUCUCAUAUGUAUAUACUGUACUCGAUACCAUCUACUGCAUCUUGCCUUUGCCGUUCUGUACCAUUACUCAGUCAUAUCUUUAUGUACAUAUUCUUUAUCCCUUUACACUUGUAUGUGACAAAUAAAUUUGAUUUGUGUGUAUAA
Oncorhynchus keta (chum salmon) is the source of this 5160-nucleotide messenger RNA. Its product is annotated as RNA transcription, translation and transport factor protein. The coding region runs from base 144 to 878 and encodes 244 amino acids. The transcript is spliced from 8 exons. Gene Ontology annotation, molecular function: RNA binding. NCBI's taxonomy places the organism in Eukaryota, Metazoa, Chordata, Actinopteri, Salmoniformes, Salmonidae. Gene Ontology annotation, biological process: tRNA splicing, via endonucleolytic cleavage and ligation. The record is from RefSeq and is a predicted model, not a curated record. Gene Ontology annotation, cellular component: tRNA-splicing ligase complex.